UUUGCAUUAUGGGAAAGCAUAUACAUAUACGAGCAAACAUGCAUGGAGUAGCACUCAACAAAAUCACAUAAUUUAACGGGUCAAAAUCCAAAUAAAUUUAGAAAUCAGCAUCCUCAACAAACUUUCUCUCUCCUCAACUCAAAUCACCACAAUUCACCUCUGUUUUCCUCCGGACUUUGAUCGCAUUUUCAGGUGACAGAAUUCGAGCUUUCCACUGUCUGCGUUCGAGUAAUGUCGUAUCAAACCAAUUGCCAACAUUUUCUUCUUCAUUUUUGAUGAGACGAAAAUUAAUAGGAAUGAAGGUCUGAUUAUGUUUUUUGUAUUGUUUAUACCAAAUUGAGGCGAAAUGGGGUCUUUUCCACACCAGGCUGGAGUUAUCAAUUAUGUGGUGGGAUCUCUUGUUUGGGUGGAGGAUCACGAGGAAGCUUGGCUAGAUGGAGAAGUAGUGGAAGUGAAUGGACACGAACUUAAAGUAAAUUGUACAACAGGAAACAUUGUUGUUGCUAAUGCAUCCAGGGUUCAUCCAAAGGAUCCCGAAGCACCUCCUUCUGGUGUAGAUGAUAUGACCAAACUGGCCUAUCUACAUGAGCCAGGGGUUCUUGAUAAUCUGAAACGUCGUUAUGAUAUCAACGAAAUUUAUACAUACACAGGAAAUAUCUUGAUAGCUGUGAACCCUUUUCAAAGGCUACCUCACUUGUAUGAUGGUGGUAUGAAAGAGAAGUACAAGGGGACAGCUUUAGGUGACCUAAGCCCGCAUCCCUUUGCAAUUGCAGAUUCUGCAUACAGAUUGAUGGUACAGGAAGGAAUAAGUCAGUCAAUUUUAGUUAGCGGGGAGAGCGGAGCUGGAAAAACAGAAAGCACUAAAAGUCUUAUGCAAUUUCUAGCAUUUAUGGGAGGAAAAGCUGAUUCUGAGGGACGUAGUGUGGAGCAACAAGUACUAGAGUCCAAUCCAGUUCUGGAAGCAUUUGGUAAUGCUAAGACUGUGAGAAACAACAACUCAAGUCGAUUUGGCAAGUUUGUGGAGAUACAAUUUGACCAAAGGGGGAGGAUAUCAGGUGCUGCCAUCAGAACUUAUCUACUAGAAAGGUCCCGCGUCUGUCAGGUGUCUGAUCCUGAAAGAAAUUAUCACUGCUUCUACAUGCUUUGUGCUGCUCCAAAAGAGGAUGUUGAGAAGUUUAAAGUGGACCGCCCAAGAAUUUUCCAUUAUCUCAAUCAAUCAAACUGCUACGAGGUUGAUGUCAUAGAUGAUGCCAAAGAGUACUUAACAACUAGAAGAGCCAUGGAUGUCGUUGGAAUUGAGUCUCAUGAGCAGGAUGCGAUAUUCAGAGUUGUGGCUGCAAUUCUCCAUCUAGGUAAUAUUGAAUUUUCAAAAGGGAGUGAACCAGAUUCUUCUGAACCCAAAGAUGAAAAAUCUAGGUUUCAUUUGAAAACAGCCGCUGAGCUUUUCAUGUGUGAUGAGACAGCCCUCGAGGAUUCCCUUUGUAAACGAGUGAUUGUUACACGUGGUGAGUCAAUUACCAAGAAUCUGGAUCCCAUUGCUGCUACUAUCAAUCGAGACGCCUUAGCUAAAAUUGUUUAUUCAAGGUUAUUUGAUUGGCUUGUAAACAAGAUAAAUAGUUCGAUUGGUCAGGAUCCUGAUUCAAAAACUUUGAUUGGAGUUUUGGACAUUUACGGUUUCGAGACAUUCAAGACCAACAGCUUUGAGCAGUUCUGUAUUAAUCUAACAAAUGAGAAGCUACAACAACAUUUCAAUCAGCAUGUUUUUAAGAUGGAACAAGAAGAAUACACUAAAGAGGAAAUUGAUUGGAGCUACAUUGAGUUUGUCGACAACCAGGAUGUCCUUGACCUUAUUGAGAAGAAACCUGGGGGUAUCAUUGCUCUUCUGGACGAAGCCUGUAUGUUUCCCAGAGCAACACAUGAGACAUUUGCUGAAAAGCUGUACCAGACAUUCAACAAUCAUAAACGCUUCAGUAAACCAAAGUUGUCACGUACUGAUUUCACCAUUUCUCAUUAUGCUGGUGAGGUGACCUAUCAAACUGAGUUUUUCUUGGAUAAGAACAAAGAUUAUGUUGUACCAGAGCAUCAAGAACUUCUAAGUGCUUCCAAGUGUGCCUUUGUGGCAAGCUUGUUUCCAUCUUUGCCUGAGGAGUCUGCCAAAUCUUCAAAGUUUUCCUCUAUAGGUACCGGCUUUAAGCACCAAUUGCAAUCAUUGUUAGAGACACUUAGUGCAACAGAGCCACAUUAUAUUCGUUGCGUAAAGCCUAAUAAUCUUCUUAAGCCUGCAAUAUUUGAAAACAGUAAUGUUCUCCAGCAGCUUCGUUGUGGGGGGGUCAUGGAGGCUAUAAGGAUUAGCUGUGCUGGAUUCCCCACAAGAAAGCCUUUUGAAGAAUUUAUAGAUCGUUGUCGUAUCCUUGCUCCAGAGGUUUCAAACGGCAGUUGCGAUGAAGUCACUGCAUGUAGAAAAAUUUUAGAGAAAGUGCAGCUUGAUGGUUAUCAGAUCGGUAUCAGUAAAGUGUUUCUGAGAGCAGGCCAGAUGGCUGAAAUAGAUGCUCGCAGGAAUGAGGUUUUAGGACAAUCUGCUACCACAAUUCAGACACAAAUUCGGACUUAUUUCUUCCGCAGAUGGUUUAAGCAAAUGCGGCUGUGUGCCAUACAGAUUCAAACCUACUGCAGAGGACAAAUAGCUCUGGCUGUUUUCAAGCACAAAAAGAGAGAAGCAGCAUGUCUGAGAAUCCAAAAGGAGUUGCGCAGGCAUCUUGCCAGGAGUUCUUACUUAGAGUUAUGUUCAUCUGCUUUGGUGCUUGAGUGUGGUAUGCGUGGCAUGGAUGCUCGUAACAAGCUACGUUUUCGAAAGCAGACAAGGGCUUCAAUUGUAAUCCAGAGUCAUUGUAGAAGGUACAUAGCCGAGCACUGUUAUAUGAGGAUGAGGAUAGCAGCUGUUGUAACACAAUGUGCAUGGAGAGUCAAGAUGGCAAGAAGAGAAUUACGGAAGCUUAAAAUGGCUUCAAAGGAGGCAGGCGCUCUAAAGGAAGCUAAGGAUAAAUUGGAAAUGGAAGUUGAUGAACUAAAUUGCCGUCUACAGCUAGAGAAACGCAAGAGGGAUGAUUUUGAAGAAUUGAAGAAACAAGAAAAUGAAAAGCUGCACCAAGCUUUGCAAGAGAUGGAGAAGCAAUAUCAAGAAACUAAGACGUUGCUUAUGAAGGAACGUGAAGGGGUUGUGAAGAAAACAGCUGAGCAUGUCCCUAAUGUGCAAGAAGUACCUGGUUUUGACGAUGAACUGAUGAGUAAACUUACUGUUGAAAAUCAACAGCUCAAGGAAUAUGUAAGUUCACUGGAAAAGAAAAUUGACGAAAUUGAGAAAUAUGAGAAAACGAGUAAGCAAAAUCAAGUACCUGAUUCUGAUGAUGUUAUGAUUAAUAAACUUGCAGCAGAAAAUGAACAGCUCAAGGGAAUGGUGAGUGCGUUGGAAAGGAAAAUUGAUGAAACUGAGAAUUAUUAUGCGGAAAUGAGCAAGCUUUCUGACAAUGAACUGAUAAAUAGACUUACUGCUGAAAAUAAAGAGCUCAAGGGAAUGGUUAAGUCAUUGGAACAGAAAGUUGACGAAACACAGAAGAAAUAUGAGGAAACUAGCAAUCUAAGUGAAGUGCGAUUGAAGCAAGCACAAGAAGCAGAGUCUAAGAUAAUUGAACUUCAAACUGCAGUAAAAAGGCUGGAAGAGAAGAUAGCUUACCUGGAAAGUGAGCGCAAAAGCAAAAUUUCAGAUUAUCCGUCUUUCGGGAAUGGUCAUGUGAACGAGCCCAAUAAGGACUUGCCGAGUGGAACACCAAAGAAAUCUUUUGGUACCGAGUCUAUGAGGAAAUCACAAAUGGAGAGACAGCGUGAGCUUGCGGAUUCUCUUAUCAAAUGUGUGUCUGGAGAUGCUGGUUUUAGUCAGGGUAAACCAGUUGCUGCAUUUACCAUGUACAAGUGCCUGCUUCACUGGAAAUCAUUUGAAGCAGAUAGGACAAAUGUUUUUGACCGGCUUACCGAGUUGAUUAGUUCUGCAUUCCAGAAUUCAGAUAAUAAUAAUCAUCUGGCUUAUUGGUUGUCCAAUACAUCUACACUGUUGUUCUUGCUGCAAAGAAGUUACAAGGCAAACAAAGAUUGGAAACCCCCUCAGCCGCCAACAUUUUUCGGGAGGAUGGCCCAAGGAUUUCGCUCCUCUGGUUCUUCUACGAAUCUUCAAAUUGAUAUAGUUCGUCCUGUUGAGGCCAAGCAACCAGCUUUGCUUUUCAAGCAACAGCUUACGGCAUAUGUCGAAAUGAUGUUUGGGAUCAUUCGAGAUAAUUUCAAGACAGAGUUGUCAUCUCUACUUUCUGCUUGUAUUCAGGCUCAAAAGACAUCAGAAGAAGCUGAAGCCUCUCCAGGUUGGCAAGACAUCAUCGACAGCCUUAAUUCAUUUCUCAACACACUCAAGGAGAACCAUGUUCCUAAAGUGUUUGUACAAAAGAUCUUUAUGCAGAUUUUUUCGUUUAUCAACGUGCAACUUUUUAACAGUGUACUCCUGCGUCGAGAGUGUUGCACAUUCAGUAAUGGGCAGUAUGUGAAGGCUGGGUUGGACAAAUUGGAAGCAUGGUGUGGGGAAGCAACAGAAGAGUUUACAGGACCAUCAUGGGAUGAACUUAAGCACACAAGGCAAGCUGUUGGUUUCCUGGUUAUAAACCAGAAGUGUAGGAUCACCUAUGAAGAUCUUACAAGUGAUCUCUGCCCACUUUUAAGUGUUGAGCAGCUUUAUAAAAUUUGUACAACGUACUGGGAUGAUGAUUAUAACACUACUAGUGUUUCUCCAGAAGUCAUUUCAAGUAUGAAGGAGUUAAUGCCCGGAGAAAUUGAGGGUGAAAUGGGCAGUGAUAAAGCCAAGAAUGCCAUAUCAUUAGACGAUAAUUCCAGCAUACCCCUUCCCAUUGAUGACCUCUCUGAUUCCACUUCCUCGGAAGAGAGAGAUUUUGCCGGGGUAAAGCCACCACCUCAGUUACUUGAGAAUCCAGAUUUCCAGUUUUUACAGGAUUCGGGCUAAGAUGACAUGGAUCUAUAUGCUGUUGAGCUCAAACUAACCCACAAUGUAUAUUCAUCAUUCAUGUGAAAAGGUUUUCUAUCUCUUGUCCCAUUCUGUCUUCAUUUAGAACAACAUUUAUUGCCCCAAAUGUAAAUUAUGAUUCUUUCAAAUUUCGAAUUAGAUAAAUAGAUUAGGCUUUUUCUCAA
Messenger RNA from Beta vulgaris subsp. vulgaris (sugar beet), 5241 nucleotides. RefSeq names its product myosin-6. Bases 347 to 5056 code for a protein of 1569 amino acids. Gene Ontology annotation, cellular component: actin cytoskeleton; myosin complex; vesicle. Gene Ontology annotation, molecular function: ATP binding; actin filament binding; microfilament motor activity. The transcript has 42 exons. Gene Ontology annotation, biological process: vesicle transport along actin filament; actin filament organization. The record is from RefSeq and is a predicted model, not a curated record. Lineage: Eukaryota; Viridiplantae; Streptophyta; Magnoliopsida; Caryophyllales; Amaranthaceae.